AUGGAUGGUCAGUCCAAGACACAACAAGAGAUCAACAAGAAAGUGAUGGAGCUGAAGCAACAUGUUGAUGGAGGAUACACUGAUCUUCAGACAAAGUUUGAAACUUUGAACUCUCAGUUCAAGUCAUUGGACAACCGCAUUGCUUAUGUUGCAUCCUCCUCUCAAAGAACACCGGGCACACUCCCAGGAAAAUGUGAAGCCAAUCCUAAGGAGACAUGUAAUGUCACCUUCUCUGAGGAUGAAGACUGUGAGGAACGCAUGGAAAAGAUCCCUGCAAGAAGAAGACUCUGA
This is a messenger RNA of Arabis nemorensis, 291 nucleotides long. The record is from the annotation of a GenBank genome assembly. Lineage: Eukaryota; Viridiplantae; Streptophyta; Magnoliopsida; Brassicales; Brassicaceae.